Pediculus humanus corporis (human body louse) is the source of this 1173-nucleotide messenger RNA. RefSeq names its product protein gooseberry, putative. Bases 1 to 1173 code for a protein of 390 amino acids. Lineage: Eukaryota; Metazoa; Arthropoda; Insecta; Psocodea; Pediculidae. Gene Ontology annotation, molecular function: DNA-binding transcription factor activity, RNA polymerase II-specific; RNA polymerase II cis-regulatory region sequence-specific DNA binding. Gene Ontology annotation, biological process: anatomical structure development; regulation of transcription by RNA polymerase II. The transcript has 7 exons. The record is from RefSeq and is a predicted model, not a curated record.
AUGCAAACGAUUUUUUUUUUUUCAAUAAUAAAAAUAAUAAAAAAAUUUAAUAAAAUUAAUCGGCAAGGUCGAGUAAAUCAAUUAGGAGGCGUUUUCAUAAAUGGUCGACCUCUUCCAAAUCACGUGAGGCUUAAAAUAGUGCAAAUGGCUUCGGCGGGUAUCAGACCGUGUGCGAUAUCGCGACAACUUCGGGUAUCACACGGUUGCGUGUCGAAAAUUCUUAAUCGUUAUCAGGAAACAGGAAGCGUGAGACCGGGGGUCAUUGGGGGUAGCAAACCUAGAGUCGCAACUCCAGAAGUAGAGAAAAGGAUCGAAGAUUACAAAAAAUCAAAUCCGGGAAUAUUCAGCUGGGAAAUCAGGGAUAAAUUAAUAAAGGAAGGAAUCUGUGAUAAAAAUAGCGCGCCUUCAGUAUCAUCAAUCAGUAGAUUGUUAAGAGGAGGAAGACGAGAUGAAAAUGAUCCUAGAAAAAAUCAUUCAAUUGAUGGAAUAUUAGGUCCCAGCAGUGGAGAAGAAUCAGAAACUGAAACAGAACCUGGGAUUCCUCUUAAAAGAAAACAAAGAAGAAGUAGGACGACAUUCACUGGAGAACAAUUAGAAGAACUCGAAAGAGCUUUUCAAAGAACUCAAUAUCCGGAUGUUUACACUCGCGAGGAAUUAGCGCAAAAAACUAAACUGACGGAAGCCAGAGUCCAAGUUUGGUUUAGCAACAGGCGCGCAAGACUACGAAAGCAAAUGAAUAGUCAGCAAUUAAACGCAUUUAAUUCAAUGUCGCUUCAAACGUCAUUUCCGUCUCAGUAUUCCGUUCCCGAUCCAACGGCUAAUUUCACUUCUCAGACACCUUCUUGGGCGCAACAAAGCGCGGUUGCUGCCGGAUACGCUGCUGGCGCUCUUGGCAAUUACAAUGGAUCCCCAUAUUCUACGACUACGGUGACUUCGGGGGAUCCGAAUUCUUCAUUACCUGCCAAUGCGCCAUCGCCAUCUUCUUCGCAUCCCCAAUUUCCAGUUUAUCAUCAAACUGCUGCCACGAUGAUGGGAAGUAAUCCUUGCGCGGUAGGAGUCGGUGCUCACCACCAGGGCACUCCCUGGACCAGACAUCACACCGCCGCUCCUACAGCAUCAACAAAAGACGUCACUUCCGCUUGGACCGAUAAUUACAGUUAUUCCGCGACGUGA